This is a messenger RNA of Hyla sarda, 4932 nucleotides long. It is a transcript of the gene OPN4, whose product is annotated as opsin 4. Bases 143 to 1915 code for a protein of 590 amino acids. The record is from RefSeq and is a predicted model, not a curated record. Gene Ontology annotation, molecular function: G protein-coupled receptor activity. Gene Ontology annotation, biological process: G protein-coupled receptor signaling pathway; visual perception. The transcript has 11 exons. Lineage: Eukaryota; Metazoa; Chordata; Amphibia; Anura; Hylidae. Gene Ontology annotation, cellular component: membrane.
CUCCCAGCAGCACAUGAAGACAGCUAUCUGCAGCUGCACAGAUAAGCACUUCACAUCUCAGCUUCAGACAUAGCUAAAAAUAAUAUAGACUUGGUAAACACAGUGAAGCCCAGCAGAGCCCUGCGAUUAUCUUCAUUCAACUAUGAACUAUCUGCCAAUACGAAAGGGCAUCACUUGCCCACCUCAAGAUGCUAACUGCACCAGGAUACUUGAGUCCAUGAACACCUGGAAUAAUUCCGAAGCCAGUUCUUACAAACUUGUGGAACUGCCACCAAUGGUGACCACGGAACCACCUAGAGAAGUUAUACAUCAUGCUUACCCUACAGCCGAUGUUCCAGAUCAUGUACAUUACACUAUUGGAGCUGUGAUCCUGGCAGUAGGCAUAACAGGGACAAUAGGUAAUUUCCUGGUCAUCUAUGCUUUCUGCAGAAGUCGCAGUCUUCGAUCCCCAGCCAACAUGUUUAUCAUCAACCUCGCUAUCAGUGACUUCUGCAUGUCCAUCACUCAGUCACCAGUGUUUUUUGCAACCAGUUUACAUAAAAGAUGGAUUUUUGGAGAGAAAGGUUGUGAACUAUAUGCAUUCUGUGGAGCUCUAUUUGGAAUUACAUCCAUGAUCACGUUGAUGGUGAUUGCUGUGGAUAGGUAUUUUGUAAUCACUCGGCCACUCGCCUCUAUCGGAGUGAUGUCCAAGAAGAGAGCAGUGCUAAUCCUUUUAGGUGCCUGGCUGUAUGCUUUGGCGUGGAGCCUCCCUCCCUUCUUUGGUUGGAGUGCCUAUGUCCCUGAAGGGCUCUUCACCUCCUGCACAUGGGACUAUAUGACCUUCACACCAUCUGUUAGAGCAUACACAAUGCUCCUCUUCUGCUUUGUCUUCUUCAUACCCCUUUUUGUCAUUAUCUAUUGCUACAUAUAUAUUUUCAAGGCCAUCAGGAAUACUAACAGGGCUGUUCAUAAAAUCGGCUCAGAUGACAACAAGGAAUCUCAGAAACAAUAUCAGAAAAUGAAAAAUGAAUGGAAGAUGGCCAAGAUUGCUCUCAUUGUCAUCCUUCUGUAUGUGAUUUCAUGGUCUCCAUAUUCAACGGUGGCAUUAGUGGCCUUUGCUGGAUAUGCAAAUGUCUUAACCCCGUACAUGAACUCGGUACCUGCUGUGAUCGCUAAGGCAUCUGCAAUUCACAAUCCUAUUAUCUAUGCCAUCACUCAUCCUAAGUAUAGAAUGGCUCUUGCAAAAUACAUUCCUUGUCUGCGGCCAAUACUUAGAGUAGCCCGCAAAGACUCCAAGUCCUUCAGCAGCUACCCAUCAUCUAGACGUUCCACUGUCACCAGCCAUUGCAGUCAAUCUUCUGAUUUGGGUGGACAUCAAAAACUGAAGAACCGUCUACCCUCUGUCUCUGACAGUGAAUCAGGUUGGACUGAUACUGAAGCUGACAUCAGUAGCGUGAACUCCAGACCAGCUAGUAGGCAGGUUUCCUAUGAGAUGAGCAAAGACACCACUGAGAACAAUGACGCCAAAUCCAAAGCUAAGCUGAAAAGCAAUGAUUCUGGAAUAUUUGAAAAGAACUCAAUGGAUGCAGAGGAUAUUUCAUUAGUAGAAAUAGGUCCAUCAGACCGUAGUUCCCCACUUGCUACAGGAAAAUAUUUGAAUGGCUAUGGCCAAAAGAAAGGAGAUCCUAUCGCCCGUGUAGCAGCAUCAAGAAUACCAAGUAUCAUAGUGACCUACAGCAAUCACCAGGGCAACCAAGCUGCAGAAGAACAUUACUCAACCCUACCUUGUCAUAGAGCCAACGAUGAUCAGGAGAAAGAUGUCAGAAGACAAACCGACAAAUUAAAGCAGAACUCAACCACCAUCAUACCUGAGACUAUACCAGAAAAUAGCACAGAAAUAUUCACAUGUCAGUCAUCACCAAGUGGAAUAUUAUGAAACCUCCAUCAAUGUAACAAAUUUGGUCUGAAUCUUCAUGCUAUCUUUUUUCUUGUUUACUCUAAGCAAACCGUAGUUACAAAAGGUAGCUAGAUAUAAUAUAUUGUCAAUAUUCAAUCCCUUACAGGUAACUUAAAGCAUUACUGUUAUUAACAUAAACUUUAGAUCAUGUCAUCCAGAUGUGUCAAAACUUGUUUAGAUUGCACCAGGUCUAUAACCAGGUGAAGAAUGUAGCAGCGCCCUUCAGUGUAUGGCCAGUCGCCUGUCUGAUUAGUUUACUCCAUUAUAGUCUAUUGAGAGAAUGAGUUGGAUCUUUUGGCCGGCAAGGCCGUCAACCAGAUGGCUGUGCACUUUACCCAGUUAUAACACCCAGCAGCAUAUAACUUCCAGCAAUUAUGUACACCACUUGUUUUAACAGCGGGCUACGGAGAAGAAAGGAUAUGCAAAUCAGCUCUUAUACCACUUUAUUUCCAAGUGGCUUCCCCUAAAGUCAAUGUUUUAUUCCAACUAGGAGUCUUGGAAACUACCAAGACUUUAAAUGUCAACUUCCCUUUAAAUGUCAACUGUUUGCAUAAGGUUAGUUUAAUUACCCCAAAAUGUGAUAAAAUUAAAAAGGUAUUUCACUUUUUUUUUCUUUUUUUUAUUGUGCUCAGGCAGGUGAUAAAAAGAGGGGAAAAAAACUAUACUUACCCUGCAUGUUACCCCGCCAUUGCCGCUAUUAUUACAGAGCUUUGAUCCUGCUACAAAGCACUUUUGGGAUCAGCAAGAAGAAUUCCCUGCUCAGCCAAUCAGAGGCUGAUGGGGGAAACAUCCUUGUCCACCAAUUGGCUGAGUAGAAAACUCUUUAUGCUGACCCCAAAAGUGCCUUGCAGCAGAACCAGAUCUCUGGGAUAAAGAUGGAGGCGGGGGAGUGAGGUAGGGGAGCCUUUUUUUCUUCUUUUUAGCACCUGCCUGAGCAAUAAAAACCAAGAAAACAUGGAAUGUUAUACUUGUAUAAUAUUCUGAACUUGAAAGGCACCUUAUUUACUUUCAUCUCAUGUUUCUGUUUAAUUUUAAAUUAUUCUGAGUUUUAUUUCCCUUUCAUGUAUUUAAGUAUUACUAUGAGUGUAGAUUAUAUUAGCCUCAAAUGGGAUAUUUUUGGACUUAUAUUUUUGAGACCGUUCAGCAUUUGUCUUUUCUUAUUGCACUUUAGGGUUGAAUGAAAUCUGUCAUCAGUAUCACCCUUGUAGUGCAGUGUAGUUUACCUUCCUGCACUCUGCAGCUUCGUUGGCCUGUUCUGCGCAAUUUUUUAAUGCUAAUAAGCUGUCUUGGUGAAUGUGGGGCAUUUUUUUUAAGAGCCGAGGAACAAGCUCUCCAAUCACCCAAAGUGCAAGAAAAAGUGCAAACGUGUUACACUAAAAAAUGUGCAAAGGAUGUGGUCCAUCGCAAGCCCUUCUCCGACAGGAGAGAGGCCCCCCCAACAAACCUUACCCUUCGCCUCUGGACCAAAAGGUACCUGCAAGGUUCCAGGUUCGAUGUCCAUUGAAGCUACUAAGGGACCACAAAUGGCGUUAGCCAAGGUAUCUGCCCACAGAGCUGUUAAUGGUCAGUACCCUGCCCAUGCCGGAGUACCCGAGGUUUUCUUUGCAGGGAGGUGCGGAACCUAAUGGCCACAAACACCUCCCCUAGACCAAUAGGAGGGACACCCAGAAGGAAUACCGCAUCCUAACAAUCCUGUGGACACACAACACACAAAAAGUGACACAGUGAACAAAAAUAAAUAAAUAAGUGAAUGUGCGCAGGUACACUGCCCGAAUGCAUAAAAAUUUCUCUGAUCCUAGCCAAGAGGUGAGUGCCACUAAGGUGAAGAGAUCAUGGUGCCAGUGCUUUAACUCAGUGAGUCAAUACCCCCAGUGGCACUAAAGUACCUCGGCUCUAGACCCUCUCGGCCUCAUGGCGAGACCCGGAGGAAACAGGUCAAAUUCCCAAGCCACAAGUGAACCCUGACAUCCAGCUCGCUUCCUCCUCUAUUAUGAAUUUGCAUGACCCCUCCCCUGUGAAAUCUCUCUUGUGAGAGGAGAAAUUUCACUUACUCUUUGCUGGUGGCGAAUACUGCGUAAGCACAGCUUCUGGGUGUACAGGGGAAGCGUUAUGCAUAUUCAAAAGGUGGGCCAGUGGAAGAGGGCGGAGGAAGCAGGAUGGAUGUCAUGGUGCACUUGGGGCUUGGGAAGUCAGCUAAUUAGCAUAUUCUGAAAAACAGGCAUAGUGGAUAAACUAAGUUAUGGAGUGUAUAAAGGUAAACACCAUUUCUAUCAGUGUAAUCUGCAUUACAGGCAGGUUGGUGCAUGUGAUACUGAUGACAAAUUCUCUGUAAGGUUUUUCUUACAAUAUUUUGGUGCUGGUAACAUGUCACUUAUUCCAUGCAUAUUCCACGUGGAAAAUGCUUUGAAAAUCCAGGAUGCUGGUUAACUGCAUUAACCUCUUCCCUCUUUGGCAAUUUUUCAUUUUUGCACUAUAGUUUUUUCCUUCCUUUCCAUGUAAGGAAUGAGGGCUUGUUCUUUGCACCAACAAUUUUACUUUGUAAUACCAUUAAUAAUUUCACCACAAAAUCUACGGCAAACCCAGGAAAAAAUUAUUUGUGGGUAAAAUUUUUUAAAAGAAAGCGAUUUUGUAAUUUUUAGCGGCUUCUGUUUCUACGCAGUGCAGUUUUCGGUAAAAAGUGCACUUUAUUUAUUCUGUAGGUCCAUACAGUCACAAGGAUACCCAAUUUAUAUAGGUUUGAUUUUAUUUUACUACAAAAAAAAUUUAUAACCACAUGCACCAAAAUUAAUACGUUGAAAAAUGUCCUCUUCUGACCCCUAUAACUUUUCUACUUUUCCGUAUAGGGCUCAUUUUUUGCACCAUGUUUUGAAGUUUUUAUCGGUACUAUUUUUGUUUUGAUUGGACUUUUUGAUCACUUUUUAGAAAUUUUUUAUGGGAGAAAAAGUGACCAAAAAUACGCUAUUUUGGACUUUUUAAUUUUUUUUUACAUGUACGCC